Messenger RNA from Cladocopium goreaui, 936 nucleotides. Lineage: Eukaryota; Dinophyceae; Suessiales; Symbiodiniaceae. The record is from the annotation of a GenBank genome assembly.
AUGCAGUUGGCAUGGAAACAACCGUUGCUGCUGAUGCAGCUGCUUGUACUGGCAGCUGCAACUGAGGAAUGUGAGAAGGAAAGCGCUGAACCCGCUGGAAGUUCACUGCUUCAGAAGCAGCUCUUAGUACAUGAGACCGUCGGAGCCGUUGCCGUUACCCGGGUCACCCACCCGUGGGACAAACACAUCUUCGUGGUGGGAACACACCACAAAGCUGGCAGCCAACUGCUGCGGAACAUCAUGGCUCAUUUUUUUGACAUUCUGGGUGCAACAGUGAGUUGCCAAUAUGAUGGACAUGGCGACAGUGUCACCUCUCUGAACCGGGAGAAUGAAUGCACGCUGUUCCCAGCUCCCAUUCGAUUUCACAACCACAUCUCCAAAGACGCCAUUUUGCAGAUGAAGAAGGAAGCCAAAGACAUGAAGGGCGAUCUGCGUGGUGUGAUGAUUGUGCGGGACCCUUUGGAGAUGGUGGCGUCGUCCUAUUGUUAUCAUCACCGGGGAGCCGAGUCAUGGAACCCCAUGGAAAAAGGGAUUCCUGAGAUGGGCCCUGAGGAGGGCGUACCCGAAAUGGCCAAGCGGAUGUUGAUGGAAAUUAAGGACAUGGCAGAAGCGUAUGAAGUGAGUGCGCCGCAUGUUUUGGUGGUCCGCUAUGAGCAUUUAACUCAUUCACCUGAGCACUUUGACGCCAGCGUUGAGAAGAUUAUGGAAUUCUUAGUUGGAGAUGAGAUUACGGAGCUCCAGAAGUCAGAGAUCCGAAGGGCUGUUCGAGUGGAGGAUCUGCACCGAGCUUCAGAUUUGGGCAUCUCCGCGGAGAACAGAUUCAACCACACCAACGACGAAGCUGACAUGGAGGCCGCGAGAGCAGCUUUGCCUUUGACACCCGCGGAUCUCUAUGCAGAAUAUGUGAAGUAUCGAGAAGUGCUGGGCUAUUCUUGA